AUGACCGUCUACUCCUUCUACAUCUUCGACAGACAUACCGAAUGCAUAUACAGCAAACGCUGGGCCCAGCGUCCACUAUCCCAAUCCCUCAAAACAGCCCAACGACAAUCCGGUGCCUCCACCCUCAGCGCCGACCACAUCCCAGGCGUCAACACCAAAGCCCUAUCAAAUGAAGACGAUGCAAAACUAAUUUUCGGCUCCAUCUUUUCUCUGCGACGAAUGGUGAGGCAGUUGGGCGGUGAAGAUGACAGCUUCCUCUCCUACCGCACCGGAGAAUACAAACUCCAUUACUUCGAAACAGCAACGAAUCUAAAGUUUGUAAUGCUCACGGAUACACGUAUAGCGAGUAUGCGUACAGUACUCUAUCAAAUCUGGGCAAACCUCUACGUCGAAUACGUGGUCAAGAGCCCCAUAUCGCCUGUUGAACACACCGGUGGCGUGGGAGUUGCGAAUGAGUUGUUUGAAGGUGCUUUGGAGAGCUUCAUUAAUACCGUGUUUCCUCCUUCUUGA
Molecule: messenger RNA, 510 nt
Organism: Aureobasidium namibiae CBS 147.97
Lineage: Eukaryota; Fungi; Ascomycota; Dothideomycetes; Dothideales; Saccotheciaceae
Product: putative TRAPP complex subunit
Exons: 4
Coding region: 1-510 (169 amino acids)
Biological process (GO): endoplasmic reticulum to Golgi vesicle-mediated transport
Cellular component (GO): TRAPP complex
Source: RefSeq, a predicted model, not a curated record